AUGGCUUCACACGCAGAGCCGUCUUUCCGCGACGCCUCACCUCCUCCCUCAUCCUCUUCGAGCUCCGCCGAUCUUCUCGACACCCGAGACGAUGAAGGCUGGGAAGACGCGAACCCCGACGACGACACCGAGAACAUACAGGUCAAAAGCUUCUUCGAUGAUACCUACUUUACGGACGUGAGGUUCAUGAUAAACGCGUGCAAGAUAAGGUACAACUUCGAUUUUCUCGCCGUACUGAGGAGCUUUGACCUUGACUUCUAUGGUCGCAUCAAGCUGGUUAACUAUAUCCGCGCCGAAGUACAAGCCGGCAACACGAAACCCGACCUGUCCUCUAAGUCCCUCUUCGAGGACGACAAAUACCUCCAGCCUGUGCUAGAGGACGACGCCCUCCUCUUCUGCCUCGACGAUCUUAUCGACGAGCUCGAAGGACCUCCACAGACAUCUGUCAUAGGAGGAAGGGGCAAGGCACUGUUCGCCAGCGAGCAAAACCCCUUAGUCCGCAUCAGCGAAUUAGAAUCGCAGUUGGAGCGGAUGCGGAUACAAUUCGCGGAAUACAGAGAGACCGUCUCGAAGACGCUCGAACAGCGGUGGGAAGACUCGCCGACUGCGCCAACCUCCGCAACCGCCGGCCCCUCGACUACAUCCAGCAACGGCACCGCGAACCGUGCAACGAAGAGGACAGAAGCUGAAGAUGCGUCGUACUUCCAGUCCUACAGCUACAACGAGAUCCACGAGACAAUGCUCAAAGACACCAUCCGCACAGACGCGUAUCGCGACUUCAUCUACGAGCACAAGCACCUGUUUCAAGACAAAGUAGUCCUCGACGUCGGGUGUGGGACGGGAAUCCUCUCAAUGUUCUGCGCCAAAGCGGGCGCGAAGAAGGUGAUUGCGGUCGAUAACAGCGCCAUCAUCGACAAGUGCCGCGCUAAUGUCUUCACGAAUGGGUUUGGGGACGUGAUAACGUGCUUGAAGGGGAAGAUCGAGGAGGUGGUUUUGCCGGUUGAGAAGGUCGAUGUGAUUGUAUCGGAGUGGAUGGGGUACUGCCUUCUUUACGAGGCUAUGCUUGCGUCUGUGCUGUAUGCGCGGGAUAAGUAUCUCAGACAGGGAGGGUUGAUGGUACCGAGUCACUGCACGCUCAGGAUUGCGCCGAUAGUCGAUCAGGCAUAUAUUGCGGACUCGGUGGAUUUCUGGACGGAUGUGUACGGGUUCGACAUGAAGGCAAUGAGCGAAGGCAUGCUCGAGGACGUGCUAGUCAGGCAGCUAAAAGCGGAGAACCUUGCCGCGGAUGCAGUGACAUUUAAGACACUGAAUUUGCAUGAGAUCAAGACGGAUGAGCUGGACUUCACGAGCGAAUUUGAGCUAGUGGCCGCCAGACACGAAGACGAAGAGUUGGACGGCUGGUGUAUCUGGUUCGACACUUUCUUCCUGUUGUCAUCAAGCAGUGCUCUUCCCGCUGAUGCAGUGGCCGAGACGUGGAAAGGGGAAGGCAAUGCAUUCACAACGGGACCAGGCGGGAAGCAGACGCAUUGGCAGAGUGGAGUUCUGAUGAUCGACAAGGCGAAGAACGGGGGCACGUUCUUGAAGAAGGGUGUGAGACUUGAGGGAAGAGUCACAUACCAGCAGGACGAGGGCUACUCGAGAGGGCUGAAGAUUGCGGCGGAAUGGGCUGAAGAAGGAGGCAAGAGCAGGAAGGGACAGUCUUGGUUAUUGAGUUAA
Molecule: messenger RNA, 1716 nt
Organism: Coniosporium apollinis CBS 100218
Lineage: Eukaryota; Fungi; Ascomycota; Dothideomycetes
Exons: 2
Coding region: 1-1716 (571 amino acids)
Biological process (GO): peptidyl-arginine methylation
Cellular component (GO): nucleus
Molecular function (GO): protein-arginine N-methyltransferase activity
Source: RefSeq, a predicted model, not a curated record